This is a messenger RNA of Aplosporella prunicola CBS 121167, 1470 nucleotides long. RefSeq lists its product as uncharacterized. NCBI's taxonomy places the organism in Eukaryota, Fungi, Ascomycota, Dothideomycetes, Botryosphaeriales, Aplosporellaceae. Gene Ontology annotation, cellular component: EMC complex. The coding region runs from base 36 to 1040 and encodes 334 amino acids. Gene Ontology annotation, molecular function: protein binding. The transcript is spliced from 3 exons. Gene Ontology annotation, biological process: protein folding in endoplasmic reticulum. The record is from RefSeq and is a predicted model, not a curated record.
GCACCACCCAUCACUCCCACACACACACAUACACCAUGUCCACCGAGAUUGUCUACCCCCCGCCGAAUCUGCCGGCCACGCGCGCCGUCCAACUCUCCCAGCAAGCCCCGCGCCUCCUCCAUUCCUCGCCCAACAAGAGUGCGCUGCCCUGGCCGCUCUCCAUCCUCACCUCCACCGAGACCCAAGAGACGUGGGCUACGCACGAGAAUUUGCUGGUGCUGUGCAUCCGGACAGGAGAUGACCGUUCCGCGCGCCAAUGCCUCGAACGCCUGACGGAGCGCUUCGGAGAGACCAACCAACGCGUGCAGGCCCUCAAGUUCCUGUAUGAGAGCGCCGUCGCCGAGGACGACAAGGCGCUCGAGGGGGUGUUGAAGGAGCUGGAGACGGCACUCAAGGCCGACGACACAAGCCUGCCGCUGCGCAAGCGCAAAGUCGCCAUUCUGCGGUCUAUGGGCCGGACGCCGGACGCCAUCGCCGCCCUCGUCGAGCUGCUCGACUUCUCCCCCACGGACGCCGAGUCCUGGGCCGAGCUGUCGGACCUGUACCUGUCGCAGAACAUGCACGCGCAAGCCAUAUUCAGCCUGGAGGAGCUGCUGCUGAUCACGCCGUUUGCGUGGAACGUCCACGCGCGCAUGGGCGAGCUGCUCUACCUAUCGACGCUCGCGGGCAACGCGUCCGAGGGCAACGCCCUGCGCGGCCUCUCCGAGUCGAUGCGCCGUUUCUGCCGCAGCAUCGAGCUGUGCGAUAAUUACUUGCGCGGGUACUACGGCCUGAAGCUGACUACGAAGAAACUCCUCGAUACCCUCCCCACCAGCAAACCCAACAAGCAGCCCGCCUCCGCAUCCGCAGACCCCCAGUUCGGCGACCUCGCGCCCCCUCCCCUCGCAACCGUGCAGAAGCUGCACGAGCUCGCGACCGCCAAGUUGGCCGAAAUCACGCGGCGCGGCGCCGCCGGCGAGCCGGGCUGGGACUUCGACGAGGGCGAGCUGAUUGCGGCGCGGGAGCUGCUGGAUCGGGACGUUGACAAGGCGCCGAAAUGAGCGGGUGGGGACGUUUGGUGCGGAAGUUGUGGUGCGAGUGAAUAAUACGUUGGCAACGUACACUAUGGGGAUGUGUGUGUGUAUCAAAACGACAUUGUUGUGAGUGAGCGGGUCGACGAUGACGACACGGUGGGUAUAGGGCGCUGAAGUAAAGACGUUAAAGACGACAGAUACCCGCGCGCCUCCCCCUUCUCAGCGGAAGACGGAGGCGCGAUGAAUUGCAGCUUUGAAGCCACGAGGGUGUCUGUUGCUGCGACAUACGUAGACGAGCCGGAGCUGACUGCACUGUGCUGUACACAGACAGUUCUGUGCAUGUAUGAAUACCUACGAUUCUUGCAUACGUGCUUAUACAUACCGUGUUUAGGCUGUCCUCAUUACUGGCUGCGCGUGUAUAGUCACUCAUUUGUUAGUUAAUCUUUCUAUACACAAC